This is a messenger RNA of Fraxinus pennsylvanica, 732 nucleotides long. Lineage: Eukaryota; Viridiplantae; Streptophyta; Magnoliopsida; Lamiales; Oleaceae. The record is from the annotation of a GenBank genome assembly.
AUGGGUGAAGCGAAAAAGUACUGGCUACUGAAAACGGAACCAGGAGAGUGGUCAUGGGAGGACCAAGAGGCCAAUGAAGGUGUAUCAAAGUGGGACGGGGUGAAGAACAAGCAAGCCCAGAAGAAUAUGAAAUCCAUGCGAAUAGGGGACCUCUGUUUUUUCUACCAUUCGGGCACGAAAGCCCGUCGUGUGGUGGGCGUGGUCUGCGUGGGGCGUCAGUGGUAUGAAGACGACAGUGAUGGUGGUGGUGCGGUGGAUGUGAAGAAGGUAGGGGAGAUGAGGAGGCCGGUGAACUUGGCUGAGAUGAAAAGGGAGCUGAAGGGGGUGGAGUUUAGUCUGUUCAGGCAGCCAAGGUUGUCGGUUGUGCCGGUGGAGGAGGAUGUUUGGAAAAAAGUUUGUGAGAUGGGUGGUGGAUAUGAUGGGGAUAAUGGCGACUCACCUCUACUUCGUUGGAGGGGUUAUGAGGAGGUGGGUAUGGGAAGUCGGAGAAGGUUGAGAUUAGAGGAUUGGGAGGUAAUAGGUGUCAAUUACAAUGAUAUUGUGAUUGAACUUGAUACCUGUCAUUCUAGCUGCAAACCCUGCAAAUCAUUGGCCUUGAUAGGCUUGGCUGACAGUAGGGUCACCGUGAUGGUUAGGGGGUUGGGAGAAGUUGGACUGGCAGAGUUGUUGAAGGAAGGUGGUAGUGGUUGGUCGGUGGAAGAAGAAAAAUUAGGGGCAUCAUUGAAACAUUAG